AUGUCAGAAUGUAGUGACCUUUUAAACAAGUGCCACGUACAUGUGGCACUCAAAGGCUCACAAUUUGACAAUGAAGUUAUUGUGAGAUACAUGUAUGUACGCUUCUGCAACAAUUCCUGACUUUCAAUAUCACGUUGGGCCUGCAAAUAACAGCUAUUUUGUAACAAGGCACUAGACUUGUUUUAAGUAAUUAAAUGGUAAUACAUUUUGCCCUUGCCCAUGGUAAAUGAGCAAAUUAAAAAAACAACAUUUUCCAUUUUACUGUUGCUAGAGCGAAUAGAAAGAGAGAAAAACAAACCUUUAAUGGGUUGAUUUAGCUUGUGCUGUACAUGAUUUUCUAUUAUACUUCUUCUGGGUGUUUUCCUACAUCAUCCCUGGCUGCCGGUCUCUGCCAAACAUUUGUACCAUUCUUUAUUCAUUUGGUUUUACUUUUACUUUUAGUAUGUAGAAAUCAUGCGCGGCAGAGCGAGAACGGGGCAGAUGUGGAAGUCAGAGUGUACCAGCCCACGAUGUCAUUGGCUAACAUGGUAGUUGGGGACAUCAUUUCUGGUAAGUGUGUCAACUUGGUGUAAGGGACAGAUGAAAACACUAAAUCUCACUGAAUCUAACCUUUGCCAUAUUUGUGAGCAAGAUCCAAAAGGAAGCCCACAAUUCGUCAUUGAAAAUUUUUCUUCUUGGUGUUGUUACUAAUGUCCUCGUUAAUAUUGUUAUUGUGAUGAUUAUCGUUGACCACCUGGGGUCAAAACUGAAAACGGACAAACAAUCAAAGCUCACUAUUUGGUUCGAAUUCCUCCGAUUGAUGGCUUCCACGCAAAGACAUGGAGAUAAUCUCCAUUGAUGACUGAAUGUUAUGUCAGCAAUAUUUUGCGUCCAACCAUACUUAGUUUGUUUCCCCCUCAGCUAACAAUCUUGUUUAAAAGGAAAGUGCACAUUCAAUUUGUAGUUUAUAGGGCAGCACUCCACUCAAAGACUUGAAAAAAAAUCUAAUACAACAUAACAGGAUUAAAAACCCUCAACUGGCAGGAGACAACCAGUUGGAUAUUUACAAGCGUGGCCAAGGAUUUGAACUCGGGAAUGACCGAGAACAAAUCCAGAUGUGGUCAGAGCGGGACUCGAACCAGGGACCGCCGCAUUGCGCACCCGACGCGCUGACUACUCGACCAGACUGCCUUACCUUUAAUAUAACCAAUCCAAUUUUGCCCUGAAGGAGAUGAUUUGACUGUGAAUGUGAGGAGGGCAGUAGGAGAGGCAAUUGUGGCUGCCCAAGCCGUAUGCUGUCAAAGGUACAUGUGAUGAUGUAUUUGUAGUUUCUCUCAUGGUAAAUUUUACCCCAACUUUUCCUAAUUAAGGAUGAGAUUAUGGACGAGUUUAUCAAUAUUCCAUUUUUUACCUCCUUCUUAUCUCUCGAAAUACGGUUCCUCAGUUUGAAUCCAAAUGGCAUAAUUUUAAACAUAACCAGAAUGUCUCUUAUCAGGCUCAAAAUUUGAUGGGACAAUCGAAACGAAAGCAUUCUACUAGGUCUAGCAAAAUGUAUUCAUGUCUAUCAUAAUCGUUUCAGGGACCUGAUAGUUGAAACUAGAAAUUUAAGAGAGUGCCAAGACAUGGAGGCAAGAGCGUCGGUGAGUUGGAGUACCACUGCAGUGCUAAUUGUUGACAAGUAAACUGCUAGUGAGCGCUUUGAGUUCCUUGAAGCCCUUGAAUACUUCUUCAAUGUGUGUUAUUGAAAAUUAUGCUUUUUAUCAUACUCCAAACUAGGCCGAUAGGCGACAGAAAACGUAUGACUUUGAUUUACAGUUCCCUUUAAUCAGCUACAGCGUACAUUUGUGAGACUACACUGCGAACCAAAAAUAGGAAAAGACAAUUGAUUUAACGUAAAAAAAAAAACAGUAACAAGAUUAUCAGUACUUCGUAGCAAGUGUUUUUGGAGCAAAGAACGUGGAAAGAGAGUGGGGAGGGGGGCUCUUGUUCCCUUUUUUUGCACGCGACCGAAACCGAAAAUCCCGAUUUUCGCCGUUCCUCAGUUUUUCUUUUCACGAAAACCAGACAGUAACACUUGCUGCACAGACUAGAAAUACUACGUAAUGUACACAACUGUAUACAUGUACACAACUCCAAGUAAACCACAUUUAAAAUUAAAUCGAGACAAUCGACUAAUGUACAAUGAACCAAAUAUGUUUUUUCUCUAGGAAAUGUCCUGCAGAACACAUGCACAAAAAAAGGUAAGCAAUAAAUACUUGGUCACUGACACAGUGUCAAAAGUUAACUUUACGGAGACAAACGAUAUCGUUGGGUAUCAACUUUAACUUCUGAACUUCCACAUGCAAAUUCGUAAACACCUGGUGACAAAGCCUUAUUUACGGAUGUAAUAGUUGUCUACUCCAUCAGCAUUGUAGUUUAAAAAAGUGAUAAGUUAUAAAGAUAUCAAAAUCUAUUUUUUUUCUGGAAGUUGCCUGCCGUCAAAAUUGGCGAGGAUAAAGAAGAAGAUGAUCAUGAGGAGGAGUCUUUGGAUGCAACUGUUGUUGACACGGAGGAGGUAAAUGUACAUGAUAAGGUGUUAUGGGGCUACGCAUGUUUUAUUCACCGUUUCAUGCAUGUAAAAUGAGCGCAAGACCAUGCUCAUAAAGAUGGACUUGAAGUGACGUCUACUGAUACAAAGGCCUGCGUUAUUUUUUUUUUUAACACCACAUAUAACGUUGACCCCAUAAAUCGAUCUGGCCUGUUCCAGGCUCUGAGAUAGUUGGGUCCGCUGAAUUGAGAAAGCGCAAACACGAAAUUAAAACGGGAGGAACUAGGGAGAGGAGGGCAACUUGUCUCUUGCCUUUUACUUUCACAUCUUCUCCACUAUCUGAGAGCCUGGAACAGGCUAAAAUCGAUGACGCAAUAUUUAAUUUUCUUUAAGUGUAGAGUUUGUCGUGGACAACCAAAACAUGACAGAUAUAUAAAAAACGCGGUAUACUAUGGGUGUAUGUAAAUAUGUAUCAUUACAUUUUUUAGGUGAGAGAAAGGCGGAUCAACAAAUUUAAACAAAAGGUAAUAUAACUGUGAGCGUUAAAUUCAAAUAGGUACAUUCUUAAGUCAUGAGCUAAUUUAGUGACGGUGUGGCUAUCCUCUUAUAAACGUAAUCCUUUUUUACGUUAAAAGGAAGGGCCAAGGGACCCUAAAAUUCCCAUAAAAGAUGAUGAUGACGACGAAGAUGCCAAUGACAGUACAAUGGUAAGACUUCUUUAA
Porites lobata is the source of this 3228-nucleotide messenger RNA. NCBI's taxonomy places the organism in Eukaryota, Metazoa, Cnidaria, Anthozoa, Scleractinia, Poritidae. The record is from the annotation of a GenBank genome assembly.